AUGUCUGUGCCUACGGGAGUUGGCAUUGAGUGCCACGAUCUCCAAUCAAACCCUCGCUUCCUCUUCCGCCAGCCUCGGGCGCUGCAGUGGUUUGAGAACGGGAGGCUGGUGAAGCGCUCGGAAGAUGAACGACAAGCAGGCCGAUUCGAACUGUUCCUCGACUUGCUGUACGUUGCGAUCCUAUCGAACUUUGCGGAUACCCUGGUGGAAGAUAUCUCGGGCGCGAAGCUUGUCAAGUACAUUCUUAUUCUCUCCCCAUCAUGGCAUGUGUGGAGCGAUCUGCGCGAAUUGAUGAACUCCUUCUACAACGAUGACCUCCUGCAGCGUGUGCUCAUCCUAUGGGUCAUGGCCACUCUAGUCGUCUACGGAAAUAACGCGCCCUUAGUCGACGAAGAAAUUGGCGCGAUGCGCUCUGCAGUUGGAGCCUAUAUGGCCGCUCGAAUUACAUGCAACCUCGCCCACCUAUACUACUCGUUCGCGAGCUAUCAUCACCGGGCCCAGCAACGGCUCUGGGUGGGGCUCUCCACUCUAUGUCUCUGCAUAUACAUCCCACUAUACUUCGAGUCGGUCUCCAUUCGCAGCAAGAUUGCGACCGCCGCUGUGGCUAUAUUUGUUGAGGAGUGUACAUGGAUCUUCUGUUAUUCUCCAGCUGCAAAGAAGCUGCUUCGAGCGACGUAUACUACCGCCGUGGAUAUCAACCAUGAAGUGGACCGAUACGCGGCAUUUUAUAUUAUUGCAUUGGGCGAGUUCUUGUACCUGAUUAUUGUCGGGUCGCAUGCUGCAGUUGGCCUGAACGAUCGCCUUCUUCGAGCAAUUUGGACUCUGAUUAUUGCCUUCUGUCUGAAUUGGCUGUAUGUGCAUAACGAUGGUUCCGUUGAGAACGACCAUCCUCUCCGACACAGCAUCUACACGGCUUUUGCCUUUGCCUUGAUCCACCUCCCGCUAAUUGCUAGUCUGUUGGCUGGUGGUCAUGUCGCUGCUGCAUCCGUGGCGGAGCAUGAAUUCGAAGAACCCCAGCGAUGGCUGCUCUGCGCUGGCCUUGGUGUUGGCAUGAUCUGUCUGUAUAUUUUCGCGUUGAUGCACGGAUCAAAGGAUGAGCGUGGGACCUUGCUUCUAGAUAAGCCACUUCGAUUGAUCAUGCGGCCCAUCACUGGUAUAAUCAUGAUUCUGUUGCCACUUGCAAAGCAUCUUGGUGCUACCUCGAUUCUAUCUACCGUCAUGGCUCUUUUCGUCUUCUGCACUUUCUGGGAGACCAUCGCGUCGCUACGCAAGGGAGCUCUCUUCUGGGAAAGAUGGGAGGAUACUCAGUACCCGGAGAAAAACCUCAUCACUGAUGAGGCUGCGAAGAAGGAGAUGGCAUCUGAACCUUGA
Messenger RNA from Penicillium subrubescens, 1371 nucleotides. RefSeq lists its product as uncharacterized. The transcript is spliced from 4 exons. The coding region runs from base 1 to 1371 and encodes 456 amino acids. Lineage: Eukaryota; Fungi; Ascomycota; Eurotiomycetes; Eurotiales; Aspergillaceae. The record is from RefSeq and is a predicted model, not a curated record.